This is a messenger RNA of Hemiscyllium ocellatum (epaulette shark), 9941 nucleotides long. It is a transcript of the gene lrp4, whose product is annotated as low density lipoprotein receptor-related protein 4. The transcript is spliced from 38 exons. NCBI's taxonomy places the organism in Eukaryota, Metazoa, Chordata, Chondrichthyes, Orectolobiformes, Hemiscylliidae. Bases 255 to 5987 code for a protein of 1910 amino acids. Gene Ontology annotation, molecular function: calcium ion binding; protein binding. The record is from RefSeq and is a predicted model, not a curated record.
GUGAGCAGGCACGCUGGCGUGAUGCUGAGCAACUGCGCCGUCAACUUUCAUCUUACACAGAGUAAAAGGGGGACACUUUCACCAGAAACCCCGGCGCUGCUCACCAUGAUCUGACCAUCCCUCUGUCUGCUGAGAUUUUUAUUUUUUUUGCCAAAAAAAGAACCAUUUGUUCCUUUCUUUAUAAUACAUACAAAAAAAUUUUCAGAAGUUCUGGUUGAAUCAACACAGAUCUUGAGGAGUGAGGUAACAUCAGAAUGCAGCGUGUCACGCUGCUGUUUGGCUUCUUGGUUGCUAGUGUGCCUCUUACCCAAGGCGUGACAGGAUCAGGAGGCAGUGAAUGUUCAUGUGGCAGGAAUCAUUUCACUUGUGCAGUGAGUGCCUUUGGUGAAUGUACCUGUAUACCUGCCCAAUGGCAAUGUGAUGGGGACAAUGACUGUGGUGACCAUAGUGAUGAAGAUGGCUGCAUGCUACCGACUUGCUCCCCUUUGGAAUUCCAUUGUGACAAUGGCAAAUGCAUUCGGCGUUCCUGGGUCUGUGAUGGUGACAAUGACUGCGGGGAUGAUUCCGAUGAGCAGGAUUGUCCACCUCGAGAGUGUGAGGAAGAUGAAUUUCACUGCCAGAAUGGUUACUGCAUACGCAGUCUGUGGCAUUGUGAUGGGGACAAUGACUGUGGAGACAACAGUGAUGAACAGUGCGACAUGAGAAAAUGUUCUGACAAAGAAUUUCGCUGCAAUGAUGGCAGUUGCAUUGCAGAACAUUGGUAUUGUGAUGGAGACACAGAUUGCAAAGAUGGUUCAGAUGAAGAAGGUUGUCCUGCUGAUGUUCCUGUUACCAACUGCAGUGUCGAGGAGUUUCAAUGUGCUUAUGGUCGUUGUAUUCUUGAUAUAUACCAUUGUGAUGGCGAUGAUGACUGUGGAGACUGGUCUGAUGAGUCAGACUGUGCAUCCCAUCACCCAUGUCGAUUGGGUGAGUUUCUCUGUAACAGUGGGCUCUGCAUUAAUGCUGGCUGGAGAUGUGACGGUGACUUUGACUGCGAUGAUCAGUCGGAUGAGAAGAAUUGCACUGCCUCGCAAUGUACCACAGACCAGUUCCGCUGCAAGUCAGGCCGUUGCAUCCGGUUGUCGUGGCGAUGUGAUGGCGAGGACGAUUGCUCUGACAACAGCGAUGAGGAAGACUGUGAGAAAACAGAACUCCCACACUGUGCUCCAGAUCAAUUCACAUGUGGCACUGGGCGCUGCAUUGGGCAACGGAAAGUGUGCAAUGGUGCCAAGGAUUGUCAGGAUGGCAGUGAUGAGAUCCCACACCAGAAUUGCCGUGAACCUUCUGAGGAGGAAAGCUGCAACGUAGACAAUGGUGGCUGUGCACACAAGUGUCAGCAGGUUCGAGGUAUUGUACAGUGCACGUGCCACACAGGCUAUCGACUAAUGGAGAAUGGAAAGUUGUGCCAAGACAUUAAUGAGUGUGCGGAGGAUGGAUACUGCAGCCAAGGCUGUACCAAUUUGGAGGGAGGAUUCCAGUGCUGGUGUGUACAGGGUUAUGAGCUACGGCCCGACAAGCGCGGCUGCAAAGCACUCGGGCCGGAACCAGUGCUGCUGUUUGCAAAUCGCAUUGAUAUUCGCCAGGUGCUUCCCCGGCGGUCAGAGUAUACUCUGCUGCUCAAUAACCUGGAGAAUGCCAUUGCCCUCGACUUCCACCACGACAAGGAGCUCGUAUUCUGGUCUGAUGUCACCCUGGACCGCAUAAUGAAAGCCAAUCUGAAUGGGAGUAACGUGGAGGAAGUGGUGUCAACAGGACUGGAGAGUCCAGGUGGGCUUGCCAUUGAUUGGAUUCACAACAAAUUAUACUGGACUGACUCUGGGACAUCACGUAUUGAAGUCUCAAAUCUUGAUGGAACACAGAGGAAAGUACUUUUGUGGCAAAACCUGGAGAAACCCAGAGCCAUUGCAUUACAUCCAAUGGAGGGAACUAUCUAUUGGACAGACUGGGGUAACACCCCCCGGAUAGAAUAUGCGGCCAUGGAUGGCUCUAACCGCAAAAUCAUCGCAGAUACUCAUCUCUUCUGGCCGAAUGGGCUCACCAUUGACUAUGCAGGACAAAAAAUGUACUGGGUAGAUGCCAAACAUCACGUGAUUGAGCGUGCGGACCUUGAUGGCCAGAACAGAAGAGCAGUGAUCAGCCAAGGCCUCCCUCAUCCCUUUGCCAUCACGGUGUUUGAAGACAGCCUGUACUGGACAGACUGGCACACCAAAAGCAUAAACAGCGCCAACAAGUUUACCGGGAAAAACCAGGAGAUUAUUCGCAAUAAGCUGCAUUUCCCAAUGGAUAUCCAUACACUCCAUCCACAGAGACAGCCAGCAGCAGGGAGAAAUCGCUGUGGCACCAACAAUGGGGGGUGCAGCCACCUCUGCCUGCCCAGCACUGCCAACUACACCUGUGCCUGUCCAACUGGCUUCAAGAAAGUCGAUGACUACAACUGUGCUGGAAGUCUUGACAAGUUCCUGCUUUUUGCUCGAAGGACGGACAUCCGUCGCAUCAGCUUUGACACUGAGGACAAGUCUGACGAUGUCAUUCCACUGGCUGAUGUGCGCAGUGCUGUUGCCCUUGACUGGGAUGCCAAAGGGGAAUACAUUUAUUGGACAGAUGUCACUACCGACUCUAUCAACAGGGCUAAAUGGGAUGGAACAAAGCAAGAGGCUAUUGCUGUCACCAGCCUGGAAAGUCCUGCAGGACUGGCUGUUGACUGGGUGACAAACAAGCUUUACUGGACAGAUGCAGGUACUGACAGAAUCGAGGCCUCAAACUUAGAUGGGAGCAUGCGUACAGUCCUUAUCUGGGAGAACCUGGAUAGGCCCAGGGAUAUUGUGGUGGAUCCGAUUGGAGGGUACAUGUACUGGACAGAUUGGGGAGCCAAUCCUAAAAUUGAGCGUGCAGGGCUGGAUGCCUCUGAGCGAACUGUCAUCAUCUCCUCCAAUCUCACUUGGCCAAAUGGCUUGGCUGUGGACUAUGAGACUGAGAGGCUGUAUUGGGCUGACGCAGGCAUGAAGACAAUUGAGUACGCCAACCUGAACGGCACUCAUAGGAGGGUCCUGAUUGGCAGUCAGUUACCUCAUCCUUUUGGCUUGACUCUACAUGAAGAUAAGAUUUACUGGACCGAUUGGCAAUCAAAGAGUAUUCAGAGUGCAGAUAAAAACAGUGGCCUGGGAAGAAUGGUGCUGCGAGAGAAUCUGGAAAAUCUAAUGGAUAUUCACAUGUUCCAUCGCCAUCGGACACCAGUGGCAUCCAUGUGUAAAAUAGACAAUGGUGGCUGCAGUCACCUCUGCCUUCUCGCUCCAUUGCCCAAGGCGUACCACUGUGGGUGCCCCACAGGCAUAAACCUCCUCGCAGAUGGCAAAACCUGUGCACCAGGUAUGACCAGUUUCCUCAUAUUUGCACGGAGAACAGAUAUCCGGAUGGUGUCCCUCGAUAUUCCUUACUUUGCUGAUGUGGUGGUGCCUGUCAAUGGAUCAAUGAAAAAUACAAUUGCAAUUGGUGUUGAUCCUAAAGAAGGGAAGGUGUAUUGGUCAGACAGCACGCUCAAUAAAAUCAGCAGAGCCGAUCUGAAUGGAUCCCAACAGGAAGACAUUGUAACAACAGGGUUAAUGACUACCGAUGGACUAGCAGUGGAUAUCACAGGCCGUAAAAUAUAUUGGACAGAUACAGGGACAAACCGCAUUGAAGUUGCUAAUUUGGACGGAACAAUGAGGAAGGUUCUGAUCUGGCAGAACUUGGACAGUCCAAGAGCCAUUGCUCUUCAUCAUGAGAAAGGGUUCAUGUACUGGACAGACUGGGGCGAACAUGCCAAGUUGGAGCGUGCUGCAAUGGAUGGAUCAGACAGAGUGGUUCUUAUUAACAGUAACCUGGGAUGGCCGAAUGGUUUAGUGAUUGACAAAGAGGGCUCCCGUCUCCUGUGGGCAGAUGCGCACACUGAGCGUAUUGAGGCAGCAGAUCUGAAUGGUGUGAACCGCCGUACCCUGGUCACACCUGUCCAGCACCCUUAUGGUUUGACUCUGCUUGAUUCUCACAUUUACUGGACAGACUGGCAAACACGAAGCAUCCAGCGAGCAGACAAGAACACAGGCAAUGACAUCAUUACAGUGCGAGGCAACUUGCCUGGGCUCAUGGACAUUCAAGCUAUUGACCGAGCUCGACCUGUCGGAUUUAACAAGUGUAGUGUCAGGAAUGGGGGCUGCAGCCACCUCUGUCUCCCACGCCCUGGUGGUAUCACGUGUGCAUGCCCAACAGGAAUCCAGAUGAAAAAUGAUGGGAGAACCUGUGACAAUGCUCCCGAGACGUAUCUGCUCUUCUCUAGUCGUGGCAGUAUUCGCAGAAUUUCUUUGGACACAACUGAUUAUACAGACGUGCAUGUUCCAGUUCCUGAGUUGCACAAUGUUAUUUCCCUGGAUUAUGACAGUGUGGAGAUGAAGGUUUAUUAUACAGAUGUCUUCCUGGAUGUGAUCAGAAGUGCCAAUCUAAAUGGCAGUGGCAUGAUGACAGUCAUUGGCCAGGGUUUAAAAACGACUGAUGGUUUGGCCAUUGACUGGGUAGCAAGGAACCUGUACUGGACAGACACCGGCAGGAACACCAUUGAAGUGUCCUGGCUUGAUGGAAGCUGCCGGAAAGUAUUAAUCAACAACAGCCUGGAUGAACCAAGGGCAAUUGCUGUAUUCCCUAGGAAAGGGUAUCUGUUCUGGACAGACUGGGGAAAUCUUGCCAAAAUUGAGCGUGCGCAGUUGGAUGGCACAGAUCGGAAAGUCCUCAUUAAUACAGAUUUGGGUUGGCCAAAUGGGCUGACCUUGGAUUAUGACUCAAGAAGGAUUUACUGGGUGGAUGCUCACUUAGACCGAAUAGAGAGUUGUGAUUUGAAUGGAAAACUGCGCCAAGUUCUGGUUGGCCAAGUUAUACAUCCUUUUGCCCUAACUCAGCAUGAUCGCUGGAUUUACUGGACAGACUGGCAAACCAAAUCAGUCCAGCGUGUGGACAAAUAUACAGGUCGGAACAAGGAAACCAUCCUCGCUAAUGUGGAGGGACUGAUGGACAUCAUCGUGGUCUCCCCACAAAGACAAACAGGUACCAACUCAUGUGGUGUGAAUAAUGGAGGAUGCACACAUCUUUGCUUUGCCAGGGCAACAGACUUUGUGUGUGACUGUCCAGAUGAACCAGAUGGACGACUGUGCUCUGUAGUUCCUGGAUAUGUGCCUCCGUUUCCAGAAACCACCCGCUCCAGUGAGAAAGCCGAUGCUGGAGAUUCCCGCAGGAACUUUGACUUUUUCCCUGCAAAACCAACGGAUCCUGUUGAGAAUACAAGUGAGAACUGUUCUCAGAAAGAUGCAAGUCAGGGUCUGUGCGAGGAGAGUGUAAACCAAGUGUUGCCAGCGAUAAAUGGUGAAGGACUGCACAUAAGUUACAUCAUUGGAGCAGUCUUGUCAAUAUUGGCCAUAUUGAUUCUCAUCGCUGCAGUCAUCAUAUACAGGCAUAAGAAGUCAAAGUUUAAUGAUCCGGUUGUGAGUAACCUAACCUACAGCAACCCGUCAUACCGUACAUCUACACAGGAAGUGAAAAUUGAAACUGUGCAGAAACCAGCAAUAUAUAAUCAGCUCCGAUAUAAAAAAGAGACUGCUUCAGAUAAUAGUUACUCAAAAGGAAAGAUAAAAAUUGUUGAAGGCAUCUGUUUGCUGUCAAAUGAUGACAUGUAUUGGGAUGACUUGAAACAGAUUAAGACCACACGAGGAGGAAUUCUUCGAGAUCACGUUUGUAUGAAGGCAGAAACACUGUCUAUCCAGGGCAGCACAGACUCACUUGGUGACACAGAGACAGAACAGCUGCUACAGGAUGAACCACUGUCUGAGUGCAGCAGUGUAAACACAAGCUCACAGGAAAGAAGUGGUCUCCCCUUACCCGACACUGGCUGGAAGCACAAUCGUAAGCCCUCAACUGAAAGUGAGGUCUGAUCAGAAAUAGAUUCUUCUUUCUUUCCCCUGUGUUCUAUUUAAAAUAUGUUUCUAUGACAACCUCAGACAGUGACUGAGCAUGCUCCAGACAGUGUGAGGAUGCAGACUCUUUUGUUUAAAAAAACACAACUCAACUGAGAACUAAGUGGCACUACAAGCUGUCACAUCUGGAAAACAACACAUUACACAAGACUGGAUUAAAGCCAAGGGAUCAUGCUCUCUUUUAGUAUUUCCAAAAUGUCUGAUGCAUAUGUUAAUCAAUUUCUUUCUCAAAUUUACUUAAAAUAUGUGUCUGGUUAAAGCAUGAAUGUACAGAUGGUUAUCUGUCGCAUGUGGUGGCCUACUUUUCUACUGUAGAGGAUUCUGCUAUUAAAAUGGAUGUAAUUCUGUAAGUGGAGCAAAGUAAACUUCUUUCACACUGUCUGCAGGCCUCACAUUUCUGGGUCUUUGUGGGACAGUAUGAAAAUCCUUGUUGUCUCAGGUAAGACUUCUGUACAGUAGGGAGAAUAUCGGAAAGAAAUAUUUAAUUAACCCUUUCAUCUUCAUUUUGACAUUCAGUCACAACUGAAGUUAUAAAUGUGACACAAAAUCUCUCCUAUCCUGCUCCUUUGAAUGGAGGAUACAGGAAUUGGCAAACAAUUGCACAGAAAAAGCUGCAUUUGCCCUCUAAGUAUCUGUCUAAGCACUGAUUUGCAAUUAAGACUCUCAUUUUGUACUUAGUUGAAGUUGCUGCCAUUAAUGAUUAUUAACUCUACUAACUCAUAAGCUAUCAAGACCUAUUCCUGCUUGUAACCACUAUGAACAUUUCAAUGAAAUGUAUACAUAUUAGGCAUGAGCAAACUAGUAACAUUAAAUGGUUUAUAAAUGUAGUACAGAUCACCUAUUAAACAGGCUGCAGAUGUAGGCCAGAAUUUAACUGUUUCUAUCACACCUGGAUAUCUCAGUGCUAUUUUGUGUUAUUAAAUGGCAACACAGAGCAAUUUGAACAGGAGUGAAAUUAUUAAUGAGAAGCAGACCAGAAUAUUAUAAAUAACUGAUGUGAGGAAGAGAGGUUACUACUUUGAAUUUAUAAUAAAUUUGAGUGACAAAAACUCUAAAGUGCAUUGGCGGAGAAAGCCAAACCACUUUUUAAACUUGCAACUAAAGUUCAAGUAUCAAACAAAUACAACAAUAUUUAGUUAUUUUUCAGUUACUUAAAGGAAUACAAGCAACUAAAUGAAGUACUUCAAAUAUAAAGUAGUCCCCAUAUAAGGUUUUUAAUUUAAGCAUAAAAGUCUGAUAGGAGUCGUCAUUAGCUUAAUGCUUCAUUCCUCUCCCGUGAAGCAUAUCAACUCUCCUCCUUACUUAAAACCACUUUAUUAUUAUGUCUAUUCUGAAUUUUCCUUUACUUGCAUGGAAUUCAGUAGCUCCUUAAUAUUCAGAAGUCCCUGAGUAUACAAUAUCAUGUAUAUAAAUAAAGACUUCAGAGGAAGUGAAAUAGUCCACUAAAUUAAAACUAUUUCACAAGGUGGGAGAUAUGUUCUGUAAUUGUUUUAUAACAACAGUGGCAUACUCUCUCACUGGAAAUAUUCCCUGUAAUCUUUGCUUUAAGUCUAGGGCACAGUGCUGUUAAUUACUGUAAAGAGAGACUUUUUGGCACUUUCAGCAUAGUAGACAGAUGAUCAUUUAUAUAACAGCAUAAGAUUAGAAGGUAAACUUUCACUGACAUUAACUGAACUUUGCGAGCAGCAGUGAAAGACAAUAAUGCUGAGUUUAUGGAUUAUUGGAAGCACCUAUAUACCAUUGAGCAUUUUGCUUCUUUGCCCAGUUGUCUUGCCUUGUCGAGAAACAUGUUGCAAAUUAUUGUUACUUUGAACAAGAAAGUGGAAAACAUUUUUUGCUGCCUUGAAUUUCCAGCACCCACAAAUUCAGUAUCAUUCCCCAUUUAAUCGCAUAUGUAGGUUAUUUUAUUCAUAUCCCAAACUAAAGUCAGCUUUCACAAUCAAAAACAUAUAGUAACCGUUGUAAAUGUUUUGUGAUGCUGGCAAUAUCAUCUGGAUAAUAAUUACUUUUUUUAAUCUUGUCGCACUCAUGCUCCAUAAAUUGAAAGGGUGGCAGUCUCCAUUUACUUUAAAUUUCAUCAAUAUCACAUCAGCUCUCAGUUUUUCCACUUAAUUCCUACCCUGCUUUUCUGAGGGCCACAGUUGGCUAUUAUUUGAUAUUCCACAACAUUUUCAUCUCUAUUCCACUAACAUUGUUACAUUGUCUUUGUAACAAAUACUGAAAGGUCAACUGCUUCAUUAGUAUGCUGUUUGUAUGCUUAUUUUGAUUGCUGCUUUUACAGUAUUGCUUACUAUCAAAUGAGGAAAGAAAAUUGAAGCAUGGUCACUAUGAGUAACUAAUCUGAUUGAUAACUAAAUUACUGCUAGAUUUAUAGUUUCCACUGUUGUGAUGGAACAAUUAGUUGUUGACGAAAACCUUGCUUGUUUUCUUUCCUUCCUAAUUUUAAUUCAGUCAGUUUAUGCCAACAAGUGGUCAAUGCUGGAAAUAGAGCCAAGACUUGAGGGUGUUUUUGUUGCAAUCAUAUGGCUUGGCUUAUUUGCUUAGAAAUGCAUUUCUCUGACCAAAUGUCUAAUUUUUAACCUUUUGAGUGCCUGGCGCUUAAACCUCAAAUUGUGCUAUUUUAUCUCGACCACAAGUUUGGGCUACUGUUCUUAAUAUGCAUUUAAACUUGCAUUUUUGAAAUAUAAUAACUGGAUUGUUAAUCAAGUAAAGCAACUUUCUAUGUAAUUAUGGAAAAAAAUUUAAAUAUGUAAAUAUGUGAUAAAGAUCCAGAUUUGUAAAAAAGUCAUAAAUUGUGAUGCACCUGAAAAUGGAUUUAGACUUUAUUCAUGGUUAACUAAUGAAGAAUGACACAAGAAGUUGUCAGAUUCUUUUUAUCAUUACCAAUGACCAGAAUACCAGUACAAUGAAUAUAAUGAAUUUUGUGAGGAAAUAUUGCACCAGGCCUUUUUAACCCUUUGAGCACUAUGUAAUCAUUUUAUAGUCUUUCGAUAUGGGAAAUUGUUUUUAAGCCUAAAAUUCUUUGCUGAUACUUUCUUUGAUAUUUUUUACAUUGUAUAUCACCAACUUCUUUUAUAGUAUUCAAUUUUAGCUUUGACUCAAAAUUGUUAAACAAUAACAUAACUUAUGUUGUGUAGUGUACAGUUUACUCUUAAUCUACAUUACACAUUAUUUGAUUCUAUUUUUUGCCUUAAGCUCCCACUUUGCUGUGUUAUUUACAGUGCUUAAUUCAAGUUGUUUUCACGAAUUGUUUAAUGCGAAAAUUACUUUAAAUUAUCGUGAGUAAACUGUAUGAGGGAAUUUCAGUACUCAGUGGGUUAAAAUACUCAGGUAGUAAACUAAUUGUGGCAAUAAUUGAUAAAUUAGUCAGUUUAGGAUAAUGAAUGGCACAAUCCUACAUAAUUAAUUGAUUAUAAUAUAUAGAUUCUUGAUUUUAAAAGAUAACCGCCAACUUCAUGGUCCAUAUUACCUAGCAUUUCAAUUAAGCACAGCAUUAUUUUCUUUUUGGAGAAAACUAGGUACUUCCAUUGCACUCACAGGAAUAUCUUGUAUUCUACUUUGUCAAAUUAGAAAAUAUUAUAAAAACAUAAAGGAUUUUAAAUGGUUUUGAAUAUUACAUUUCAUCUAAUAGAAGGUAAAGCAGAGUAAGUAGACUGAAGCAUACAUACUGCAUUUGGACAUCAGUCGUGCAUUUGUCUUCCAAUUGCAUUAUAAUAUAUUAUUAUUGAGAGGCUGGAUAACUAAUUUGGGUCUUUGUAAUUAUCCCAAAUUAAACUCUGUAAUAUUUAAGACAGUCUUGCAAUUGCUAACUUUGCUCAGUUAGAAAAUGUUUACAGAACAAUUGUUUAGUGUGAACUAUAUAUCUGUGUGUAUAUAAAAUGAAUUGAUUAUUAAAAUUGAAUGUUUUCUAAA